GCCAUUAAAUAUUGGUGUUGUUAAUUUUCAUAACAACUUAUGUAUACAACCCCUACCAUCAUCUAUGAUCACACAUAUUCAAAAACAAAUGGAAAAUGAAGAUGAAGACUCAAUCUUCUUUGACGAUGGCAAAAAAAUUGGAAUAAAUAAGUUUGCAAUUGACGUUGAUGAUGAAGUUAUGGAAUUUCUGAACGAGUUUCGAGAUUGUAUGUCAUUAGAUGUAUUGCGUCAAACUCUGCACAAGAAUUCAGUUCACAAUCGCCCAAACCUUAAUUUUGACAUUAGUUAUGCUUACCAGUUUUUUAAUCACAUGUAUAAUCUCUAUUCAAACGACAUGUUAUCUCGAUCUCUUACUGAAUCUGAGUAUAAUUCAUACGUAUGGACGCCACUUAUAUGCUAUGCCUUCUUGGAGAAAGGGAACAUUCGAAUUUCUAG
This is a messenger RNA of Dentiscutata erythropus, 435 nucleotides long. Lineage: Eukaryota; Fungi; Glomeromycota; Glomeromycetes; Diversisporales; Gigasporaceae. The record is from the annotation of a GenBank genome assembly.